This is a messenger RNA of Penicillium maclennaniae, 1524 nucleotides long. RefSeq names its product mitochondrial 37S ribosomal protein mS29. Gene Ontology annotation, cellular component: mitochondrial small ribosomal subunit. NCBI's taxonomy places the organism in Eukaryota, Fungi, Ascomycota, Eurotiomycetes, Eurotiales, Aspergillaceae. The transcript is spliced from 2 exons. Gene Ontology annotation, molecular function: structural constituent of ribosome. Bases 1 to 1524 code for a protein of 507 amino acids. The record is from RefSeq and is a predicted model, not a curated record.
AUGGCCUCCGCGUGGUGCUGGAGCUGUCUUUCCCGGCUGCGUACAACACCACGAGCCUUGAUCCCGACGCCGGCCGCAACACCCCGGAUUACCAGCGCUCCCUUCCACUCGACUGCGGUGCAAUAUGCCAAUCCGGUGAAGAAGAAGAGCACUCUUGUCGCCAAUAAGUACCGUCAGGGUCAGGUGUUGAAGAGGAAGAAGAAGACCAAGACUGAGCGGGCGCGGCCCCCGGCUGUUGGCGAGCGCAAGGCUUUGCGGAAGCGCAUUGUACUUAGCAACCCCAAUGCCCUGGAGGUUGAGGGCAUGAAAGACUUGUCGCCUGAGACUAUGGUCGAUGCUCGUCUCCGCGGUACUGUUGUCGGUCUGCCUGUGGCUACAUUGGAUCGAUUGAGGGCUGUGCAGGCUUUCAAGCCUAAGCAGGGUUGGUCUAUAUUCCGUCGGCCGGGUACCGUUCUGCGCCGUGAUACCCUUGAGAUGGGCCGACUCUUUGAGAAGAUCUCCGGUGAUGGUGAUGCUCCUGAAAAGGGCAAGGUAGUCAAGAAAAUCAUCACGGGAUCCAAAGGCUCCGGCAAGACCGUGCAUUUGUUGCAGGCUGCGACUAUGGGUUUCCUUAAAAAUUGGGUUGUGAUUACAGUGCCAGAUGCACGCGACCUCGUGUCCGGAGACACUGCCUACUCUCCCGUCGAGGGUAGCAAUCCUACACAGUAUGACCAGCCCAACGCUGUUUCCGCCCUUCUGAACCGCACCGUUGAGGCCAACCGCGAGGUUCUGUCUAGCCUCAAGGUCUCCCAGAAGCACGUCGGUUUGCCCGGUCUCAAGCCCACCUCGACCCUGGAAGAUCUGGCCAAAUUGGGCUUCCAGGAUGCAGCCGUGGCCUGGAAGGUUUUCCAGGCUUUGUGGGCUGAGCUGAACGCUACCGCCCCCGCCCCAGGAAUGGAGAAGAACUUCGAGGCCCGCCCUCCCCUGCUCGUUACCGUUGACGGUCUCGCUCACUGGAUGACCGAGAGCGCCUACAAGGCUUCAGACUUCACCCCAGUGCACGCCCACGAUCUCAUCUUCGUGCAGCACUUCCUCUCCCUUCUCAGGGGCCAGUCCUUGAAGAACGGCGGCAUGCUCUUGUACGCCACCUCGACCUCCAACAACCCCAGCAGCUACAGCCUCGAAGUCGGUCUGAACCAGCUGGCCGCACGCCAAGCAGGCAUUGCUCCUACCUCAGAGAACUACCCGCAGCCCGAGAACUACAGCAAGCCUGAUUCUCGCGUUCUGGACAUUUUCAAGCCCGAUAGCUCUAAGGACGCUCUCGAGCUGCAGACUCUUGGCGGUCUCACCCGCGACGAGACCCGUGGCUUCCUCGAGUACUUUGCCCAGAGCGGUCUCCUGCGUGAGUCUGUGAAUGAGCAAUCGGUCGGAGAGAAGUGGACUCUCUCCGGUGGUGGUAUCAUCGGUGAGCUGGAAAAGCUGGGUCGCCAUGUGCGCACCGCUGCUCUUCAGCCCGCUGCUCAGCCCGUUGCUGCUGCGAACUGA